UUUAAAUUUAUACAUAAAUAUCUGGUGAGUAGAUAUCGUUUGGUUGACGCUAAGUUUUACGUUCAAAGUUCUGCUAUUUUACGUCUUUUGAAAGUAAGGGCUAUGCGCCAAGUUUCUCUGAUUUUGCAGCUGUGCUGCAGUUGGAAUAUAAAUAAAACUGUCGAAUUGGCAUUUGAUGAUAUUUAUUGUUCGAUUGUUAGUUUCGCCUCAGCAAUGUAUUGCGUAGUUGAUAAGUUGUGAAAUCAACGAUGAUUUAAACAUAAAUCUGAAUAGUCUCAUAAUACUUAAAGAUACAAAGUGAGGAGUGGUAGUACACUUUUCUUAUGGAAUCUAAUGAACUACGUUAAGGCAAGAAUCAAGACCUGUCUUUAAAAUAAACCUAAGUGAAUUCAUUGUAAAGUUGACACUAAGAUCAUAUUCAGCUUAUGAACAGCAGUCAUUAUAUAUUUCUGCAAUUUAUGGCUAUUUUAUAUAACCUUCUACAGUUUUGGUGCAGACAUUUUUCGCAUUCUCUAUCAGAUCCUAGUUGAAUAUAUUGAAAAAUAAAGACUAUUACCGCCCCUUAAUUUCCGAAAGUUUUGUAGAGUAUAUUAAAGUGAAGUUAGAUUUCUAUUAAUCACAUACUCUACAUUUAUCAUUUACUAAUUCUAAAAUAAAUAGUUUGACCUAAGAUGUGGUGCAAUGGCCAAGCAGCUCUAGCAACAAAUUGUUCAAACGUUAUGGAGCAAAUCAGUUAAGUGGAGAAAAAAAAUACGGGAUACAAAUGAUUUAAUCAAAAGAUUAAAAUGUUAAGUAGAUUGCCGAGACACUCCUCUAUUCUUUCAGCUAAGUACUAAACAGCUUCCAAUACUCAAAAUAGCGAUUUUAGUGGUCAGUAAAUCACAGAUACCGCCCCUAAAUGCCCUGGUACUGUCAAGGGUGAAGAGAGUCCGCUCUCCCCCUCCGAAUGCUCUCACAUGGCCAUACAUGUAUAGCCAUUCCCACGGAAGUCCUACUCACUGCCUUCUCGUGGCGUGAGUGUUGUUUACGAAAUCGAGAAGACGAAAGGCGAAUGUUCGGCUCUUCAACCGGGUUAGUGGAUAUGGAGGAUCCACCUAGGGAAGCUGGAGAAUCCCGAUUCCAAACUAAUGGUGCAAGUAGGAUCCAGGAUCCUGAGGGAACAAAUGGCGUAUAAACCAAUCUUUGGUCACCGGCUACUAUGGGACUGCAUCUCCUUAUGUUGCUCUACUGUCUUGUGGGUUAGAUCUUCAGGUCAAAAGCUCCGGGUGUGGUCUCCUAAGAAAACCACCUGCCUCAGUCUGGGCACCCGGGCAGUAUCGUAACUCACACAAAACAAUGAUAACUGCUACUGGCCUCAUUGUUAUUUUGUGGCGUAUAUGUAUUUGGCGCACCCUUGUACCAAUGUUUAUGUGCUCAGUUAAAUGAAUUAUUUUAUCGUCGGAUGUCCUUACAUUAUUAUUAUGAUUAUGCAAACUCCAUACGAUAUCUUUCACAGGUAGUUUUACUAUUUACUAAUGAGUUACAAUAUCAAGAUCUCAGAAAUCAAUCAAUAAAUGCCUUGUUAUGAGAUUUAAGAUGGGUCACAGUUUAACUUAUUCGUUUCAUACUCUCCUCACAGUAAACAUUUUACUGCACCAUGUAUUUCAUUUUUGCCUACUUGUCUUCUUUCUCAUUAUGGCAUUAUUUAUUUCAUUUUUUGAUAUCUUGGGGUUAUAGAGAUAAGUGCAUCUGUUCAAAUUGACGUAAUAUAACUCAUGUAAAUGAAUGUAGUCCAAUUUUUUUAUAAGUUGGAAAGUAAGGUUUUAGGACCGUCAGUCUGUAACUUUAUUGUAUAAGUUGUCUCGUUUUAUGCCAGACGAAGUAGCAAAACUUUCAUUUAAUCUUGUUUAUAUGUAACUGGAAGUAAAUAAUAUCUAGUAAGUCUAAGGAAUGAAGAUUUGUUAUUUGGCGUACACAAAUUUGUCAUUGUAUCAGAAACAUAAUGUGCUCAUAUCUAGUCUUAUAAUUGUUAGAAAAGUAAAACAUAAGGUUUUUGUCUGUUGUGAUUUUGUUCAGAUUUCACGUUAUUUACUUCCGUUUUGAUAUUUUCAAAUGUAUUAAAUUUCGUGCACAAUAUCUUUAUUAAAAUUUUGUUUUAACUUUCGAUGACUUAAUAUCUACUAUACAUAGAGAGAACUGUGGCAAUCUUCAUAUUUAAAGAGGGAAAACUCAUUAAGAAGAUUUUUCUGAAGUUUCUUAGUAUGGAGUUCGGGUUUCUGAAAGCGUGACUAUCUGCUCUUAGGACCAAAUAAUACCGUAUAUGUGAUUCGUUCUCUUCUGUUUAGAGUGUUAGAAGUGGAAAACAUCUGCUAAUAUGUGUUUAUUUAGUGUAGUAAAAUAGGUUUGACCAUCGUUAAGGCAAAUGUUAUAGCCACUAAUGACAGUUGGUAUAAAGUGAACUCUGCUAAUGACUCUAGGGUAUCUAGAGAAAGACAAACACUAGUUUAUCCAUAUUGCAGAUGUAUUGAAUGAUCUCCAUCUAAGGAUAGUUUAAGAAUAUAUCAUUUACUCACUAAAUAUUUCUUUUCUAAUAUUGAUCAAACAUAAUGUACAGUAGAAAAAGGACAAGUUAUAGCAUCAUUUUACGAGAUUUGUAUCUUGCAGACUACGCCUUGAGAUAAUAUGUGCUUUUUAAAAGUUUACUAUUAACCAAAAAAUGUAUUAAAAUGUGUUUGUUCAGUAAGACAAUUGAAAAAUGGUUUUUAAAAAUGAACGAUUAAUGAUUGUAGUUUCAGUAUCUGAUAAUCUUGAUAGAACGUGUGCUUAGGAAUUUUUGUCCGUAAAUUACAUUUUUAUGUUGCUUAGACUUUUGAUUAUAAUGGCUGGUGAUCGAGGAUAUUCAGGUGGCGAUUUUGCCGGAAACAACUUCGAGGAGUAUGACGACGAGGAGUACUGUGAUAGAGCAGAUGAUGAUGAUGACGAUGAAGAGGAAGAUGAUGAUGAAGACGAUUAUAAAGAGGAAAAUGCUCGUCAGGAAACAGAAGAACAAGCACGAAUGCUACUUGAAAAAGCCAAGACAUCCAAGGUUGUUUUUGUCGUGCGAACGAAUGUUGCGUUUCAUGGGUCGGUGGUCGAUGAUUGCCCUGUUCCUGGAAUGGCUGUAAGCUUCCAAGUUAAAGAUUUUCUGCAUAUUAAAGAAAAAUUUAAUAAUGAAUGGUGGAUUGGUCGGUUAGUGAAAGAAGGUUGUGAUGUUGGCUUUAUUCCGUCACCAGCGAAAUUGGAGGCUAUGCAAAAUUUCGGUGCUAGAGGUAUGAGCAAAAGUUCCACAGGUAAUUUUGAUAAUUCACGAACUGGAAAUUCAAGGCCAUCAACACCACCAGCCGAUGGUGCUGACACCAUUAACAGAAGUUAUGAUGAAGACAGUAAUCCCAGACGAGAAACACCAUCAGGUAAAGCUUCCGUCAGUGCAAGAGCUGGUCGUAAGCCAUUUUUUAAGAAAAGUGAUAAUUUACCUCCUUACGACGUUGUACCAUCUAUGCGUCCAGUAGUUCUAAUUGGUCCUUCUUUAAAAGGUUAUGAAGUAACUGACAUGAUGCAGAAAGCCUUGUUUGACUUUUUAAAACGGCGUUUUGAAGGAAGAAUUAUCAUAACUAGAGUGACGGCUGACAUAUCACUUGCUAAACGAUCCCUACUUAAUAACCCUACUAGAAGAGCUAUUAUGGAUAAAUCUUCUACAAGAAAUCAAUCAUUAGAGGUUCAACAGGAAAUCGAACGCAUAUUUGAUUUAGCUCGUACACAACAACUCGUCGUACUGGACUGUGAUACAAUUAAUCAUCCAAGUCAAUUAUCUAAAACAUCUCUUGCACCAAUUACAGUUUAUUUAAAAAUAAGUUCAACAAAAGUACUUCAACGUUUGAUUAAAACACGUGGUAAAUCUCAAGCACGAAACAUGAAUGUUCAAAUGGUUGCAGCUGAAAAACUCUUACAAUGCACUAAUGAUCAGUUUGAUGUGAUUUUAGAAGAAAACCAACUUCCAGAUGCCUGUGAACAUUUAGCUGAAUAUUUAGAAGCAUAUUGGAGAGCCAGUCAUCCAACUGGUAAAGUCACAAAAGCUGAACGUAUCCUUGGAAUUGGGACAGGUGCAAACUCAAAUCAGUCUGUUGAAAACGAGAUGUCACAUGUAACGCAUCGACGUCAAAGUAAUGCAUUUAAAAAUGACAAAAGAAAAGGCAAAAUUGAUCAAGAUUAUAAUGGAUCUAGAGAUUAUUCAAAUUCAAUUUCUUCACCAAGACGAGGUUCAACUCAAUUCGAAAAUAAUAGACGACGUUAUGUGGAUGAACAAGAAUUACUUUCAGAUGCAGAUGAUUAUCGUCACAAACCACAUAAUGAAGUACGGACUGUUUGGAAUAAUACUGAAAAGAAUAUUUAUUCGCCAUCUCAUGAACAUCGUUUAUCGCCUAAUCAGGCAUUGCAACAUGACAGACAAAUGAAAGAAUCUAAUCGCAUAAAUCCUAUAUCUGUUGGAAUUCAUAACAGAUAUAAUCAUCAUCCACAAUAUGAUACUGAAGAAUCCGAUUCACCUUUGGAGAAUGAUCGCUUUCUUGUCGACUCAGGUUAUCCAAAAACUCGAAGAAGUCGUCAAGGUUCAAUCAUGAUUUAA
Molecule: messenger RNA, 4639 nt
Organism: Schistosoma bovis
Lineage: Eukaryota; Metazoa; Platyhelminthes; Trematoda; Strigeidida; Schistosomatidae
Source: the annotation of a GenBank genome assembly